This is a messenger RNA of Phaedon cochleariae (mustard beetle), 4193 nucleotides long. NCBI's taxonomy places the organism in Eukaryota, Metazoa, Arthropoda, Insecta, Coleoptera, Chrysomelidae. The record is from the annotation of a GenBank genome assembly.
CGCAGAAAGCGGCAACCAAAAUCCUUCGCUUCUGCUUCGCUUACGAACUCACGUUCGGCGUCUCCGACCUCAUCCGAAUAUUGAUACAGAGUACCGAAACGGCAAAAGCAGUCGAUUACGCAUGCUUUCGCUUUCGCUUUGAGUUACAGAGUCCCACUGCUGGUGACAAGGAGUCAGAACACAAAAGAAGAAGAGUUGAUGUUGAUAUUGAUAUUUUUCUGUCUGUAUAUAAAUAAUAUUCCAAGUGAGAUUUUGGUAUAUAGUUUAUAAUUUUAAUAUUUAUGAUUUCUUUGGUCAUGAAAAUGAAGGAAAAUUAAUGAAACAGGAAAGGGAAACAGGAUUUAUCAAACUGGAAAUAGUGAGAAGUGAAACCUGUUGAAAUUAUUCACCAGCUGAUUAUUGUAUAAACCUGAACAUAUCUACAAAUCACAAUCAGAACACAGAAUAGAAAAGGGAGACUUGGAAUGUUUUGAAAAGGAACAUUUCAAAUGUAUCAUCAUUGGUGAAAUUUAGAAUGCCAACAUUUUGAGAAAAUGGGAGAGCUUAUGUUGAAUGUGAAUAUUGUUUUGGAUAACAAACCUAUUACAGUGCCCUACAAUAGUUCCACAACUGCUGAGGAUAUUUGUAUUCAAGUUUGUAAACAGCUGAAUAUUUGUACAAUAACUCGUCACCUUUUUGCACUCAGAUUCACUGGCAAAAAUGUAUUCCUCAUGCCAGCAGAAAUAAUUGGAGAGAAACCCAUGUCACUGGAUUUCAGAAUAAGAUUCAAAGUAGCAAACAUUGUAAAUUUGAAAAAACGUGACAUUAAUGCAUAUAAUUAUUAUUUUCACCAAGCACGAAAUGAUGUUUUAGAGAAUACAAUUCCAGACCUAAUAUAUGAGAAGUAUAGACGAGAAUUGGUUGGAUUAGGAAUAACAGACAUGUAUAGAGUUAUGUUAGAGAAAGAUAUAACUAGAGAAACUGUUGAAAAUGAUUACAAAAAAUAUAUUCCCAAAGAGGUUUUAAAACGCCAUUCAUUCUUCAUCAAGAAACCAAUCCAUGACACUUUGGGUAAACUACAAAGAUCUGUGAGGGAUGCAUCCUAUGUUAAAGCUGAGUAUAUCAGACAACUUGAGAUUAUAGCACCUGAGUACUUGUCAGAAACAUAUAGGGCAGUAAUUGAUCAAGAUGGAUCAAUUUGUAAUAUCAUUAUAAAAGUAUCACCAUACCACAUCAGUGAACCUGGAGUUAGAUACUGCAUGGAAUCCAAAAAAGAGCUAUGGUUUUUAAUAUGUUCUAUUGAAGAUCUUGGUUUCAUAUCUAUAAGGAAUGAUUAUACUAUAGAAAUAAGUCGUAAAACAGGGAUUCCUUUCUACCUUAAGUUUAAUUCCAAAAGUAUCAUGUUAUCUUUUAUAAGCCUUCUAGAUGGAUAUUACAGGCUAACUUGUAAAUGGACUUUCAAUAUAUGUAAAGAUGUGUAUACCCCUUCCUUGCAAAAAUUGUAUUCAAUGAAAUGUCAUGGUCCAGUUGGUGGUGAGUUUUCAUAUGCAAAACUAGAAGCCAAGAGGGGAUUCAGACCAGGUUGUUUCAUAAUAAGAGAAAGUGAAUCUAAAUAUAGUGAUUUCUACUUGGAUGUUUGUAUGAAAGAAGGUAUGAAACCAAAAACAUUCAAGUUAGAGAAAAUAACCAGUGAUGAAUUCAUAUUCAAUGAUGAUCUGACAAGAUACAAAACAGUACAACAGCUCAUGAAUGCUUACCAAGAUACCAGUGGACCCAUCUAUCUGCAGGAGUGUUUACCACCUUCUGAAUAUGAUAUUUCUCCCCUUCUACUCUGUAGAAAAGAAAAUAUAAUUGGUGAUUCAUUGACUGAUACUUCCUCAGUAGAUGUUCUCUUGCCACAAGGAUCUCCAUUAUGUAUUAGUUGUAAAAAUCUACAAGUUUACAAAGGUCAAAAAAGGGAAGGUUCGAAAGGUAUCACUGCCGUCUUUCGAAGUAUGUGGAAAGUGACACAAGGAAAAAAAAUUGAGGUGGCAAUGAAAAUGUUGAAGCAAGAAUAUUCUGAUAGAUAUUUGAAGGAUUUUAUGAACCUUGCUGGCCAAUGGGCAUUUCUACACUCCAGUGCAAUAGUAAGGCUAUAUGGUAUAGCUUUCACGAGUAACAUUUCACUUGUGAUGGAAUAUUUCCGCUUAGGACCUCUUGAUCAAUAUCUAAGGAAGAAUCAAGGGAUUCUAAAACAAGUGGAUCUUAUAGAAGCAUCAAGUAAUUUGGCUUCCGCACUCUGGCAUUUGACUGAAAAUAAUAUGGUUCAUGGGAAGAUCAGAUGUAGGAAACUGAUGGUCAAUGUUCACGAUGAAAAUUCGUUUACUGUGAAAUUAACUGACCCGGGGAUUCACACGGAAUAUAUUUCCUCAGAGGUGCAUUGGAUACCAGUUGAAUGUUACGCAAACUUGGACUAUGCAAAACGAUCAAUUGAAGCUGAUGUUUGGUCAUUCGCAACUACUUUGUGGGAGAUAUUCAUGUACGGGGAAGAAAUUAAACAUACAGACCAUGUUCAAGCUAGAAGGUGGUACCUGAGUGGGAAAAGAUUACCUCAGCCUAAUUCUUGUGCAAAAGAAAUUUAUAGUCUGAUGAGAGAAUGUUGGGAUAUGGAUCCUCACAAAAGGAAGAAACCUCAAGCCAUUAUGCGUGACAUCAACCAAAUAUUGUAUCAAGUUUAUAAUUCCAGAAGGACUCAUUCUUAUGCCAAAGUCUUUAAUAAAUCUAGUGCUUUACAGAAUGUAGCUGGAUCUUCAGUGAAUAGUUUAUGUUCCAACAAUACAGAUACUACAGCUGUCUACUCAGAUGAUUUAGUCGGAGCCAGUGAACUUUCUGAUAAAUCGAGCCUUUCAGAAGUUGGAUCUCAACAUUGGUUGAUGGAAGCCCAAGACCUUGUGAAUCUUGAGGAAUCGAGCUUCUAUGAUUGGUCACACAUUUUCUCUAAUUUCAAUAUUUCUACUGCUACAACAUCACUCGAUAGUUUGAAUUCUAUGCAGAGUGUUUUCGAACUAGAUGGAAAUUAUAAUGUUGUUCUACAAGGGAGAAUUGGACAGGGAUUCUAUGGAGAAGUCUAUAAAGGUACUUUAGAGUGUGUUGAUGGCCAGGAGCAAGAACCUCGUCAAGUGGCUGUUAAAAAAUUGAAAUCUUCAGCCGUCUCAUCUUGUCUCCAAGAUUUUGAAAGAGAAAUUAACAUAAUGAAGUCGUUGAAACAUCCAAAUAUUGUGGAAAUAUUAGGAGUCUUGAGAGAACCUGAAAUAUCAUUGGUGAUGGAAUUUGUUCACCAUGGGUCUUUACAGAGUUAUUUGAAAAUUUAUAGAGAAUCUUUGCAAGAAGCCCAACUGUUGAAAUAUGCUCUCGAUAUAGUAAAGGGAAUGGAUUAUUUGGGGAAAAAGAAUAUUGUUCACAGAGAUUUGGCUGCGAGAAAUAUUUUAGUCGUAGAUGAACAUCACGUAAAAAUUUCCGAUUUUGGUCUAGCACAAGUAAUGGGUACAAAUGACUACUACAUUCUGAAGACUCCAAACAGAGAGUUGCCAAUUAAAUGGUAUGCUCCUGAAAGUUUGAGAGAUGGGAAAUUUUCAACAAGAUCAGAUGUGUGGUCAUAUGGUGUGACCAUGUGCGAAAUGUUCAACUAUGGAGAAGAACCAAACCUAACAAUUUCCCAAGAAGAAAUGGAAGGACGAUCGCAACAACAAAUUUUAUUGAUGAUGUUGGAGAGAGGAGCAAGGUUCCCUUGUCCACCUGAUUGCCCAAAAGUAGUGUAUAUUCGGAUGAUUUACCCUUGUUGGCAAGCAAAUCCCCAUGAAAGGCCACUUUUUUCUAAAUUGAUUUUGGAAAUUGAUGACUUAUUGGCUCAGUAUUGAAUUGACGAAAUAUCAUAAAUUGUUUAGACAUAUUUCAUAAAUCUGUUGAACGGGUCAUCAUUUUCAAAUUCGAUUUAUUAGGGUGAUCUGAUGUCGAUAUCAUUGACUUUGUACCAGUAGACUGGUCAUCUCAAUUUUAAGACGGCCGAACGCAUUUGGGAUGGCAACUUUUGUUGGCAGAGAUUUUAAGUCGUUCGAUUUUGGAAUAACAAAUACUAUAUCCCACUACUAACUCAAAACAGACCAUCUCUUAUAAGUUUAGCAACACAGGGUAAAGGGCCACCACUGUAACUUCUGCAUUCGUAAACGGUUUUUUUU